GCACCCAUAGCUGAGAACAACCCGGGUCUUUGGCACUGUAAGACAUCAACUCUACUGCAGCGCCACCGUGCCACCCAAAACAUACUACGGGAAGUAUGUUUCUAAAACGUACUUUGGGAUGUAUUCAUCACCAGCUAUGCUGCCAUUUUAUUGUCCCCUUAACUAAUGAGGAGGUUAAGAAUCAGUCACGGCGGUGGCUCUGCAGUAGCAUAAGGGCCAAGCUGAGUAUAGAUGGCCGGUCUCCUACGAUGGGGAGGGAUAUACAUAGAGACCUUGGGUCUCUGUUCUGUAUAUCUCUAUGCAUAUCCCUCCCCAUCGUAGUUGUCCUACUAAUUGCACUGUUGUCCUGCUUAGUUUCACUGUUCGUAUCCCCUCGUUAACACUUUUUCCACAGCCAACAAUGGACCAUUGUGGUCUCCACCUUUCUUGAUCAUUGGUGCAUUUGUUCUUUUAAUAUCUUUCAUUCAUUGGUUCUUUGUACCUUUUCAUACCUGUAGUUUCCCUCUCCCCUUAAGUCUGAAGAAGAGUAUAGACGUCAAACGUCACCUAUUCAUUUUCUCCAGAGAUGCUGCUGUCUGACCCGCUGUGUUACUUCAGCAUUUUGUGUCUAUCUUCAGUGUAAAUCAGCAUCUGCAGUUCCAUCCUAACACGAUCACUCUUAUGUUCCUCAUUACUUUUAAUCAUAUUAGUUAUGAACUCAAGAAAAUAAACUCUUAUUAGAUCUGGACAAACACAAUUUUCACUUCAUAAAACCACGUUGACUCUGCCCAAGUAUAUUUAGAUUUUCUAAUUACCCAGUGAACGACCUCUUUGAUGACAAUUUCCAGCGUUUUGCCAAUAUCAACAUUUGCAACAUACCAGGCACCAAAAACUGGAUUCACAUACAACCACCAAAAUCCACACUUUCACGGAUGGAAGGCAGAAAAGAUGCAAUUUUGGAAUUAACUCUUUAUUUCCCAUCACUGCUCCUCUCCCUCCACAUCAGGGUUCUGCAAUGUGAAUAAACAGAAUGGGUAGCAGAGCAGUGAUGUUACAGGUAUUGGUUAUCUCACCACCUUGCAAUCCGACUCCCAUUACCCCGGCCCGACCUGGAAGUGAGGUGGCGCUGCUGCUGGCAGGAAGCGCCUGCCCAGAGCCGACUGAUCUUUGUCGUCACGCAUAUUUACUCUCUUCGGUAGCUUCUACCGACUGCGUUCAUUAAAACCCCUCACAUAUAUUGCUAUAAAUUGAUAAUAAGAUGACCUCCAAGAGGAGCGAAGGCGAAUGGCAGGGGCUAGUGAAUGAGUAUUUGAUAUGCAAAAGGAAGCUGGAGAGUAAGAAGGAAGCUCUAUUGAUUCUCUCCAAGGAACUUGAUACAUGUCAACAGGAACGGGAUCAGUACAAACUAAUGGCUAACCAGCUAAGGGAACGCCAUCAAUCACUGAAGAAAAAGUACAGGGAACUCAUGGAUGGUGAUCCUACACUUCCUCCAGAAAAACGGAAUCAGGCAAACUUGGCACAGCUACUGAGUAGUUCUCGAGAGCGGAAUAAACAACUCGCAGAGGAAAUCAAGGAAAUCCAGCAGAGACUGGCUGAAGCACAGGGUGAUAACAAGCUCCUAAGAAUGACGAUUGCAAAACAACGAUUAGGUGAUGAAGAUGUUGGCUCUCGCCAUUUCCCUGCACAUGAACGUGAGGAUCUUGUUCAGCAGUUGGAAAAAACACAGCAACAGAUUGAACAGUUGGAUCAUGAUUAUCAAGCAGCAGUGGAUGAACUUCAGGAUGUUACGGUUGAACGCUCUUUUUACCAGGAGAAAUCCGGCCGUUUAAAUCAAGAGAUUAACCAUAUUCUUGGAGGACAUGAAAACCGAAUAAUUGAUGUUGAUGCAUUGUGCAUGGAGAACAGGUACCUGCAUGAACAUUUGAAGCAGAUCCAGGAAGAAGUUAAUAUCCUUAAGAAUAACAUUUCUAAAUACAAGAAUGCUCUUGAACGUAAAAAGAACCCAAAGUCCAGUGGAAGGAGCAGCAGUAGUGCCCUUACCGGCGUUCUUUCUGCCAAGCAAGUCCAAGAGCUUUUGUCAGAAGAUCAUGGCUGCAGUCUGCCAGCUACUCCACAGUCCAUCUCAGACCUGAAAUCACUGGCAACUGCAUUACUUGAAACAAUUCACGACAAGAAUAUGGUUCUUCAGCACCAACGUCAGACAAACAGGAUUCUAGGCAAUCGCGUGGCUGAGUUGGAAAAAAAGCUGAGAACAUUGGAAGUUUCUGGUUUGUGGAGUCUUCCAGGAGGGAGAGAGACUAUAACAUUGACUGAUGCUUCUAUGCCUGAAGAUGUAGAACAAAAAUCACAGAUGUUUGAGAUCACUGAAUCACACAUGCAGCAGAAUGAUCAAAUAAAAGAUCAAGAGACUCUGCCUCAGUCUUCAACACGGGAGAUGACAUCUAUAGGAUUUGAAGAAAUGCAAGUGGAACAAACUAAUAAUUGUGGAAGUCCAGUGGUUUUGCCUUUUGAAACAGAUGCCCAAAUAGAUAUUUAUUCUUCAAUAUCCCAACCUCACUCUGGAAAUGAAGUAACACAAAUGACUGAAAAGUUGGAUACUACCGAGUUAAGCGAUGCCCGUGACAAAAUAAGUGCUUCUGAAAGGCAGAUUAUGGCAAAAUCUCAGAUUCACAAUGCUGUUUCAUCUGUAUUCAAUUUCCCAGUAGCCAGUCCAGAAUCAGCCAAUCAAACUGAUUCUGAGUGUGACCAGUGGAUUGAAAAUAACACAAUUAAUGAACCAUCGCAUGCUGUUGAAAGCGACAUAACAUGUGUGUCAUUAAACAUGACUCCCAUAAGAAAUUCAGAUUCGCAACUGCGCAACCUGCUGAGCACAGAUCCACAGACAACAUUUGAGCUUGGUGAAGAAAAUACUGAAGAAAAUCAUGAAGCAUAUGUGGCAUAAUUUACAUUUGGUUUAUUUCUCGAGUUUAAAGACUAUGAUAAAACUUUUAAACGGUUCGAGACCAACAAGAAAGAAUAAUUCCCUUGAAAUCAGUACACCAACUCUUUUCAUGCUGAAUGUGGUGUGAGAGUUUCUACAUUGUAUGCUGUGGUCUGAAUUACGUUAAGUCAAGAGGCAACAGUGUUUAUUUCCCAUACACAACAAAUAUAAACCGGAACAAUUAAACUAUUACUAGUUAUAACUUUACAGAUAUGUUAAACGCAUCAAUGACAACUGUAAAUAGAAAACAAAUUAUCAGUUAUUCUAAGUAAACUAGCCCACAACAGUGCAAAACCUAAAGUACAUGUUACCUCUUCCCAUUACUGUAAAAGCAGAGUUAGAAUCAUUGUCGAAAAACAACGAUAAUUAAAACCUGUUGGAAAAAAAAAAAAUUAGCAUUGAGUAUAAGACGUUGGUGAGACCGCAUUUAGAAUAUUGUGUUCCGUUCUGGGCACCAUGUUAUAGGAAAUAUAUUGUCAAGCUUGAAAGGGUUCAGAAAAGAUUUACGAGGAUAUUGCCAGGAAUAGAGGGGGUGAGCUAUAGGAAGAGGUUGAGUAGACUGGAUCUCUAUUCCAUGGAGCGCAGGAUGAUGAGAGAAGAGAUCUUAUAGAGGUGUACAAAAUCAUGAGAGGAAUAGAUUGGGUAGAUGCAUAGAGUCUUUUGCCCAGAAUCGGGGAAUCGAGGACCAGAGGACAUAGGUUCAAGGUGAAGGGGGAAAAGAUUUAAUAGGAAUACAAGGGUAACUUUUUCACACAAAGGGUGGUGGGUGUAUGGAACAAGCAGCCAGGGGAGGUAGUUGAUGCUGGGACUAUCCCAUUGUUUAAGAAACAAUUAGACAGGUACAUGGAUAGGACAGGUUUGGAGGGAUAUGGACCAAGCGCAGGCAAGUGUUGGCCGGUGUGGGCGAGUUGGGCUGAACGGCCUGUUUCCACACUAUGACUAUGGGUGUUCAUCAAAACAAUUUCCUGAAUUCUUACUCAAGUGUUUCAAUUUAUGGCACAUUUUUUUCUUCUUCUUUCAAUAUAACAGAGGAGUCAUGUUUACCUUAUUCUAUACUGAAAGCCUAAAGCAACCUGCAGAUAAAGUUACCCAGUUUUCUAGUAGUCAUCGAGUCAUACAGCACAGAAAGAGGCCCUACGGCCCAACUCGUCCAUGUCCACCAAAAUGCUCCUUCUGAAUAAGUCACAUUUGCCUGUAUUUGGCUCGUAUUCCUCUAAACCUUUCCUCUAAACCAUGGCUUUUAAAAGUUGUUAUAGUACCUAACUCUGGCAACUCGUUCCAGAUACUCACCACACAUUCAUGUGAACAAAGUUGCCCCUCAGAUUCCGAUUAAAUCUAUCCCCUCUUUGCCUUAACCCAAUGCCCCCUAGUUCUUGAUUCCCCUACUGUGGGGAAAAAGACUGUGUAUUCAACCUGUCUACACCUUUAUACACCUAUAUAAGGUCACCCUAUCACCUCUUAUGCUCCAAGGAAUAAAGUCCUAACCUGCCCAACCACCUCAAGAUGGAGUGUGCUAUUUAUUCUAUUCCAUUGCACAGUUUUUCCUGGGUACAAGAUUGUUCACAGCCUCUUGCUCCAAAGACACAAUUUUCAAAUGGCUACAGUAUGCGUUGUACAUUCCUUCCAGAUGUGGUUCUAUUGACUUCAGUAGAAGCAGAGUCCAACAAGCAAACACUACUUUGUUGUAGACUUAGCUGAACAACCCAGAUCCGAAUUUCUGCUCCUUACAACUAUUUUAUUCUGAGUGACUGGCACUGUCAAGAAAUCUAAGUGGCACUUUGCCAUAACAAUUACGGCUAUUAAGAGGAAUUGUAAUUUGAUAAAUUGGUUAAUGGAUUGUGAAUGGGACCUUUCCUUGAACCAUUUCCCAUAAAGCACCAAAUUUGCUUUUUCUGUACACAGAUUCUGUCUAACCUGUUGUGCAUUUUCAACCACUUCUGUUUCUGAUUUGCAUUAAAUUAUAUUUUAAUUUUUACUAUGAAUAACUUCUACUUAUUGGAAGGCAGCAGCUCACAACUCCCAUAUGUAAAAGUUGUAUUAUUCAUGAGUUAAAAACAUGAGUUUUGCACUAUACAUAGGUUGUCUCAUUUUAAAAGAAACAGGCAUCAAUCAGCAGGAGAAAAAGGUGGUGUUAUUGUCGCAUAUUGCAUUAAUAAGUCCAAGCAUAUUUCAUCUUGAGAAUUUGUCCAUUAUGUUAAUAUGAAUUAUGUAUUUGUUUUAUUAAUUAUUUUUACUAAUUAACAUGGAUGUCUUUCCAAAGGAUAUGAUCCAUAGAUGCUAUAUGCGAGGAUUUAUAGCAAGCAUAUGAAUAGUGGGAAUAUGUCAUUAACUUACUCAUUUAUAGGGGCAAGCGAGGGCAAGGUGGAGAAGUAGAGGUAGCUAUCAAUUGCCUUAAUGCAGAGAAUCAGCAAACAAGCCCAUCACUCUAUUUGGAUCAGUAAUUUUAGGUAAUGUUACUGAUGGUAUUCUGUUUUCAUGGGACUCCAAGAAUUAUUGAGGUUCAAUAUUUGUAAGUGCUUUUAAAAAUAAUAAUUGUGAGAGUAACUGGACAACCACUCUAAGGACAGCUCCAGUCAGGUAAAGGUACAGCAAUUGCAUUUCAAAGAUUACUUUCAAUCCCAUUGACUGAAUUAUCAAAUGUAAUUACAAUUUACUUUGGCUCCAAGUCAUUCAAUUUCCACCUUGCAGCUAAAUUAAGAGCAGCACUCCACGAGAUUGUGGUUUGGCUGAAAAGAACUAUAACUUUUGAUUGAAUCUGAGAGGAAUAUUGGUCUGAGUAAAUGAAUAAGCUUCCAUGUUAUUUUAUGUGUUGUUUAUAACUUUAUUGGUGACAGGAAUUAUCUUGUGUCAGAAUAUUUAUUAUUUUCUUCAAUUUGUGGUGUAUUUGAUGGCCUACAAAACAAGAAAAGACUGCUAUUAUUUUACUUGGAACUUGAUUGAAUGAAGUUGUAUUAUUGGCUACAUGUCUUCAUCAACUCGUAUAGAAAAAAAAUGUUUUCAAUCAACUCAAAUUGAACAGCUGAAUUCGCUUCCUAAUAUUUCUAUCUCAAAAUAAGGACCAUCUCUGUGGGGAAAAUAUAUUUGCAAAAUAGAUUAUUAUCACUUAGAGUUCUUAAGUUUAGUUACUGAAAAUUGUGAUGAACAGCUUAUCACAUUGUGAAUUGCCUAAAACCCUUUCUAUUGUCAUGUAAUAUUGGAACAAAAUAUUUUUAUAUUUUAAUCUUUAAUUAUUUAAGUUAAAAUAAUAAAUAUUAUAAAUAUGCCAAAUGUCACUGGUAUCAUGCCUUUCCAUAAAUGAUCUGCUCAAUUUAGAACCCAUUUAGAGGUACAAUAAAUCCUUGUUAUAACAGA
Messenger RNA from Leucoraja erinaceus (little skate), 6310 nucleotides. Its product is annotated as coiled-coil domain-containing protein 149-like. The coding region runs from base 1238 to 2920 and encodes 560 amino acids. The record is from RefSeq and is a predicted model, not a curated record. The transcript is spliced from 12 exons. Lineage: Eukaryota; Metazoa; Chordata; Chondrichthyes; Rajiformes; Rajidae.